This is a messenger RNA of Agrilus planipennis (emerald ash borer), 1011 nucleotides long. Its product is annotated as ubiquinone biosynthesis protein COQ4 homolog, mitochondrial-like. Gene Ontology annotation, cellular component: mitochondrial inner membrane; mitochondrion. Lineage: Eukaryota; Metazoa; Arthropoda; Insecta; Coleoptera; Buprestidae. The transcript has 5 exons. The record is from RefSeq and is a predicted model, not a curated record. Gene Ontology annotation, biological process: ubiquinone biosynthetic process. Bases 190 to 1011 code for a protein of 273 amino acids.
CGGAAAUGUCCUUAAAUUUGACAUUUAGAUAACUAUUAGCGCUUUAAAAAAUAUAUACCAUAAGUUUAUUUGUUUGCUCAACUGUUAUCAGCCCUAACAAGUCCCAAUAGUUGAAUUUAUGAGGAAAGAAGUACUUGCCUCUAGCUACCUUUUAUAUGUCACUAUAGUUAUAUUUAUUUGAACUGCAAUAUGAAACCACUGAACGUUUGGCAAAUUCCUAACCAGUUCUUGUUAAGUUAUAACAGAGUCCUACAAAUACUUUCAGCACAUGCUGAGGUGUCAUCGAAGGCUUCGAAUUCAUUUGGAGAUUUUGAUGAAGAUUUUGCGAAAAACUACAUAGAAACGACAUCAUUUCAGAAAUUCCUCUUGGCCCUUGGAUCAGGUUAUGUUGUACUUAGGGAUCCCUUCAAGGUUCAUAUGUCAACCUGUUUUAGUGAAACUACUGGGUUAUACGCAGCAGGCAAUCUUUUGAAGAGGGUUGAAUCCACAGAAGAAGGUAGAAGACUGUUGAUGGACAAGCCCAGAGUUAACUCAAAGACAAUAGAUCUAGAAAAACUGAAACAUCUACCUGAUGAUACAUUUGGAAAAGCCUAUUUCAAUUUUCUGUUUCAAAAUAACUUGACACCGGACUCAAGACACGUUGUACGAUUUAUAAAAGACAUAAACGUGGCAUACGUCAUUCAACGGUACAGAGAAAUUCAUGACUUUGUUCAUACUGUGCUUGGUAUGCCACCCAAUACCUUAGGUGAAACUACCGUUAAAUGGGUGGAAGCUUACCAAACAAAAUUGCCCUAUUGUGUAAUGGGAGUAAUUUUUGGUCCUCUGAGUAUCCCAUCCAAGAAGAGGAGUAUUUAUUUCAAAUACUACGCUCCAUGGGGCUUUCAAACAGCAAAAGAUUGCAAAUUUCUCUACAACAUUUACUUCGAGAAGCGUUGGGAGCAACCACUAACCGAAUUGCGUGAUGAAUUAUGUAUUGAAACAUUGAAUUUACCUCAACAAAUAAAACUGUAG